Molecule: messenger RNA, 2653 nt
Organism: Osmerus eperlanus (European smelt)
Lineage: Eukaryota; Metazoa; Chordata; Actinopteri; Osmeriformes; Osmeridae
Gene: cdk5r2a
Product: cyclin dependent kinase 5, regulatory subunit 2a (p39)
Exons: 2
Coding region: 262-1191 (309 amino acids)
Biological process (GO): axon guidance; brain development
Cellular component (GO): growth cone; protein kinase 5 complex; cytoplasm
Molecular function (GO): protein kinase binding; cyclin-dependent protein serine/threonine kinase activator activity
Source: RefSeq, a predicted model, not a curated record
CCAUCAGCCGCGUGCGUCUGCGCGCACCGGGCUGCGACAGAAGGAGUGGCUGAGUGUCUGAGUAGGGGAGAGAGAGCGAGGGAGAGGGAGCGAGAGAGAGGCAGAGAGAACGAGUUAUUGGAGGAAUUUUAACGCGCUCACACACACGCGCAUCCUUCCCACGGUCAAUGGAUCUGAGUGCGUGACGCUCUGAAACACCAGCAGGACCAAACCAGGGAGCUUGGAGUGCCGCCGGUGUGUUCUGGGUCGAGCGCUGCAGUCAUGGGCACGAUUCUGUCGCUGUCGCCGAGCUCGCGGAAGGGGGGUGUAUGUGUCGAUGAAAAAUUGGACCUUGCGACCGGCGGUAAACCUGAGAAAAGCUUAAAGAAACGUCACUCCGUGCUGCUCCACGCGCUGACAUGGAAGCGGUUGGUCGCUACCUCCGCAAAAAAGAAAAGCGCUAAAAAGGUGAAUCCGAACCCUCCAACGAGCCAGGCCCGGCCGGACCCGUUGGUAGAUCAGCUCAACACUGACAACCUUAAGAAAUCCAUAACAAAAGGGAUAAAUGACCAUAAACCUGGGCCAAAGCAAGGACCCAUCGCCGUCCCUGUGCCCACCGUUCCAGACCAAAACCGUCGUCAAACACAGAACGGUCGGCCUCUACUCUCUCCUAGGCGGGUGGUGGUACAGGCUUCCACAGGAGAGCUCCUCCGCUGCCUCUCAGACUUCAUGUGCCGCCGCUGCUUUAAACUCAAAGAGCUUUCCCCGAACGAGAUCAUCCUGUGGUUCAGAAACGUGGACCGGUCUCUGCUUGUCCAGGGCUGGCAGGACCAGGGUUUUAUCUCCCCAGCGAACCUGGUCUUUGUGUAUCUGCUGUGCCGGGAGGCCGUAGAGGAAGACACGGCUUCGGAAUAUGAGCUCCAGGCCACCUUUCUCACCUGCUUGUACCUGGCAUACUCCUACAUGGGUAACGAGAUUUCCUACCCCCUCAAGCCAUUCUUGGUGGAAUCCAGUCGCGAAGCGUUUUGGGAUCGAGCCCUGGGGCUUAUCGAUAAGAUGAGUGGGCCAAUGCUUCGCAUCAACGCUGACCCGCACUACUUCACCGAGGUGUUCCAAGAUCUGAAGAACGAGGGAGGAUCUAGGGAGAGAGAGAAGGAGAAAGAGAAGGAAAAGGAGGGAGAAGGGAGACGUAUUACAGACCUGGACCGUUAGGAGGAAGCAAGAGAAAAUAAAUCAUUAAGCUUAUAUUGGGACAAAAGUUUACGGGCGCAGACACCAAUCCUGCUGGUUGAUAAAGCGGGACUGAAUGUAAACCCGGUUGGUAGACCGCGGUCAGAGGCGCGAGGUGUUUAUAUCAUAGACCGGGUCCGGUGCAAUUAAGAGGCCUGCAGGCCUCUCACCGGUUGGACCCUUGCCUCGUCUCUUUAAAGACAUGUCAUUAUUUAUGUAAAUCCAAUCUUUGGGAAUCUGAUACUGAAGACAGGGUCUGGGAGAAAGGGAUAGUAUAAUUUACUGCAUGCUGUAUAAAAAAAGAGUAUUCUGAUUGUACCUUCUAUGUGGUUUUCGGGAAACUGUAGACUGUGUGUGGCCCAGGCGAUAGGCUAUGAGUUUCAGUGAUAGCUUAUGUGCGUUCAUGUUUUGGGGUAAUACAUUUCUAUAUGUCAUUCGGAGCUGGAUAUAGGAAAGGAGAACUCUCCAUGGUCCUGAAUCCAAUGUUUCUCCUCAGAAUUUUGAAUGUAUGGUACUUUUACCAACAAAUGGACGGACUUAACCGUCAAUAUGUGCCAACUGUUGCUAUGAUAAAACGUUAUGUUUUAUAUGGUACUCUCAAAAAUUAUAAAUCGUAACAAAUGACUGUGUUUGCGUCCCGGCACUGUUUUGGGGAAUGAUCAUUCUGACAUAUGCAGGGUAGACGUGGUGAAAGGCAUCCAUUGAAGUCUUUGCCAUGACAUUGUCACAUCAAACAAGCAGUCUUAUGUCGAGUAGAAAAAAAGCCUCCUCCAAAUGGUUGCGUUUGAUUCGGCAUGUGGACAGAACAAGACUGAGCAAGACACCCACUGCAACAGGCAAUCUGAGUCAUGUUCCCAUGCACGGCAAGUAUGCAAGACCUGUUCAGUCAUAAAAACGGGAGACAGCAUCUCUUAUAAAGGUUGAAUAAGUAAGCCUAGUUGAUCUUGAUUUGCAAGUCUAAUCUGCUUCUCAGUCAUGCAGAUGUUUAACACGGUAUGCUGCAAUCCACACUAGCAGCCUAUAGCCUGUACCGAAUUGGUUCGAUAAAUGUAAGGUCAAAUUCAGAGGGGUCAACCUCUGAAUACAGGUAUUACGUAUUCAACUGUGAUGGCUUUUUCAGUGCGAAAAAAACGCGCUUCCACUGCAAGGGCGGGCGAUUCAUUACAGAACAUGGGCGCGCGCUCCCUGCGUGGUCGCUGGCCAUGGUGCUGUAUCCGUGCAGCCUCGCUGCAGGUGCUCCACAAAGCUAAACGCACAAAGCCAUAGUCCAUGGGUGACAUUAAAUUAAUCGCCUAUUGACCACCAUUUAAUUAUAGUAAUCUUUAUCAGGUGUCGGUGGUCUUCAUCAUCAUCAUCAUCAUCAGUGAACAAAGUCUCCAACCACACCUGCCAUUUCUUAUUGGCAAUGUCACCUGUGAUCAGUGUGUGUGUGUGUGUGUGUGUG